Messenger RNA from Botrytis cinerea B05.10, 2261 nucleotides. It is a transcript of the gene Bcaro8, whose product is annotated as Bcaro8. The transcript is spliced from 4 exons. Gene Ontology annotation, molecular function: aromatic-amino-acid:2-oxoglutarate transaminase activity; L-2-aminoadipate:2-oxoglutarate transaminase activity; pyridoxal phosphate binding. The record is from RefSeq and is a predicted model, not a curated record. NCBI's taxonomy places the organism in Eukaryota, Fungi, Ascomycota, Leotiomycetes, Helotiales, Sclerotiniaceae. The coding region runs from base 474 to 2075 and encodes 533 amino acids. Gene Ontology annotation, biological process: L-tyrosine biosynthetic process; aromatic amino acid catabolic process.
GAGUAAAAGUCUCCAACUCUCUGACGCUUCUGAAGGUGGAACCGUCCAUUGCUCUUAUGACAUUAUGACUUUGUAUGACUUUAUGAUUACAUGAUAAUUUCUAUGAUCUUCAAGCACAUCUGAUACAAAUAAUGCGGAUGGGAGUCACAUUGUUAUCUCUCUUACUUCACUUGCGUCCUAACUCUCCCGUCUCCCGUACUCCGUCUCCACAUCCUUUUCUUGUAAGUUAUUUUCCUCCAUAAGAUUACAAAGGAGAGUUACGCCCUUCGUCUUGACACCGGUUGAACAGCUGUCUCAACCCUUGCAAACUACACUACAUGCUCAACAACGGGAAGCCGCGUCAAGUAUAAACUCACCGUAUUUCUCUGUCUUUCCUCAAAGAUUCUUCCAGUCUUUACCUCUGCUGCAUCUCUCUCUCUUCCAUCUACUUCCCUCCAUACUCUUACACCUCAGAUCGGGUCAGAUAAGAGAAGAUGGCUCCUCCAACUGCAAUUGAUAUCGAGGGUGUAGUCGAUACCGAAUCUAUCGUCCUUCCUGAUCCAUUGACUGUCAAUGGAGUCUCUGCAAGAAGGGCAAAGGCUGGGAAAUUUGUUGCAGGUGUCGCAGCAUUCACUACUAGUGAUCAUUUCAAAAAUCCCUCAACAUGGAAACCAAAGGCCAAAAGAUUUGAUCAUCGUAUCUCCCUCGAGAGUAGAUCAAGAAAACCAUCGAACUUAAAAGGCGCCGCUAAAUACUUGGGUCCUGGAAUGAUCUCUCUGGGUGGAGGUUUGCCAUGUCCCGACUAUUUCCCAAUCGAAGAAAUAUCCAUCAAGGUUCCUACAGUACCUCAUUUCUCGGAAGCACAAACAAAAGAGUCUGGAACCAUCUUAACUGCUGGGAAAUAUGAUGUCUCUGAGGGCAAGGGAGCAUAUGAUCUAUCUAUCGCACUCAACUAUGGGCAAGGUUCAGGAUCUGCCCAGAUGCUCCGAUGGGUAACAGAGCAUACCGAAAUCGUUUGCAAUCCACCUUAUGCAGAUUGGGGCUGUUCUCUUACUGUUGGAAGUACCUCAGCCUUGGAACAGACAUAUCGCAUCUUCUGUGAAAGAGGUGACUUUGUGUUGUCUGAAGAAUAUACAUUUGCUUCUGCUGUCGAGACUGCCGCUCCACUUGGUGUAAAAUUCUUGGGUGUCAAAAUGGAUGCUGAAGGUCUCUUACCAGAAGCCUUGGAUGAAAUUUUGAGCAACUGGGAUGAACAGGCAAGAGGGGCUAGAAAGCCAUUUGUUCUUUACACUGUACCUUCCGGGCAAAACCCUACCGGUGCAACACAAGGUAUCGAGAGGCGACAUGCUAUCUACAAGGUUGCCCAAAAGCACGAUUUAUACAUCAUAGAAGACGAACCCUACUACUUCCUUCAGAUGCAACCAUAUACAGGGCCAGAUGCUCCUGAUGUCCCACCACCCGCCAACAAUGAUGAAUUUUUGAAGGCUCUCAUUCCAACCUACCUAAGCAUUGAUACUGAUGGAAGAGUAAUGCGAAUGGAUUCUUUCUCUAAAGUAAUUGCACCUGGUACUAGAGUAGGAUGGAUCACUGCUUCCGAACAAAUUGUCGAGAGGUUCAUUAGAUCUAACGAAAACUCCAACCAAAACCCAAGUGGAAUCUCCCAAAUGGUUCUUUACAAACUUCUUGAUGAAAGCUGGGGACAUGGUGGUUAUCUUCAAUGGUUGAUCAACCUUCGAUUGGAAUACACUAAGCGCCGAAAUGUUAUUCUCGCCGCAUGUGAAAAAUACUUGCCCAAGGAUAUCGUAAGCUGGAACCCGCCAUCUGCCGGCAUGUUUCUCUGGCUCUCGGUAGAUUGGCACAAACAUCCAGCUGCCAAAACUAAGCCAAUUGCAGAUAUCGAGCAAGAGAUUUUCCUCUCCGGCAUUGACCAAGGAGUUCUCAUCUGUCCGGGUAGCUGGUUCACAGCCGAGAAAGAUGGCUUUGUACCAGUAGAUAUGUUUUUCCGCGCCACAUUUGCUGCUGCAUCGGAGGAAAAGAUGACGGAAGCUAUUGAGAGAUUCGGGGUAGCUGUUAGAAAUAGUUUUGGCAUUGAAUAAAAGGGGAUAUUUUGAUUGCAUAGUUGCGAGGCGUUGAUAUCAAAUCGGGUUAGACAAUCUGUUGCGAGAUAAUGGUAUGAUUUUCAAACCAAGUUUUAGAGCCAUGAAAUUUUUCAAAAAGAACUAGUAUUUUGUACAAAGUCUUGAGGCUUCCUCGAAUCUAGAUGAUCCUGAACAUGAAGUUCA